AUGGAGGUUACCAAAAUGGUCCACGGCAACUGCUCGUCUCCCGCUAACGCCACGGGUGAGACCAUCGUGGGCAACUCCACCGCCACCACUUUGGGCGCCCUGAUUCUCACCGUGGUCUUCCUCCUGGGCUUCCCUGGCAACGUGUUUGUCAUCUGGAGCAUCCUGGCACGAGCCCGAAAGCAGUCCGUCACCACCCUGCUCAUCCUCAACCUGGCCAUCGCCGACGGCUCCUUGAUGGCCCUCACUCCGUUCUUCAUCGCCUACCUGGUGUCCAUGAAGUGGAUGAUCGGGAACGUGAUGUGCAAGAUCCUCUUCUACCUCUGCCUGGUCAACAUGUACGCCUCCAUCCAGCUCAUCAUGCUGAUGAGCAUCUACCGGCUGGUGUCGGUGCUGUGGCCGCAGCGCAUCAGCACCAUCACCGGCCACCGGACCAUCAUGCGGGUGCUGGCGGUGGUGUGGGUGCUGGUGAUGGUCGCCUCCGUGCCGGCGCUCAUCUUCCGAGAAGUGAGGUGCAAGGGCUCCUCGGCCAUGGUGUGCGACUCGUACCACGAUCAUGACAGCGAAGUGGUUCUGCAGUACACUAUGGAGCUUGUACUGGGAUUUCUAAUCCCCUACGCAAUCAUCUUAGUCAGCUACAUUUGCAUAUUGCGGCGGAUCCGACAGACCAAGUUCAGGCGCCGCAUCCGUAGUGAGAAGCUCAUCCUGGCUAUCGUGUUGACCUUCUGCCUCUUUUGGCUGCCCUACCACGUCAUCAACAUGGUGCAGGUUACAUGGGCUUUGUGUCCCAGCGGCCCCAUGAAAAACACACUGCAUAUAAUAUGGCAACGAAGUCGGGCUGUCACCUCCGCCGUGGCCUUCAUCAGCAGCUGUGCCAACCCGGUGCUCUACUUCUUCGCAGGGAAGUCCUACAUCAGACGAGAAGGGCUCGCAUUCAUGGCUCGCCUGUUUGAGGGCACGGGGCUGGACUCCUCCAGAAAGAGCAGACAGAACAGCCAGAACAGUCGAGACAAGGACAAAGACGCAGACGUCGUCAUGAUAAAAGAUAAAGAUCAAGACGAUGUCACGAACUCCAGGUUUACUGUCACAACCACAAGAAAGGAGCUUCAUCAGGUAAAAGCUAGUGUCCUCCGAGAAUCUCACACAAUGGAGCCCAACAUCAGCACCGGCAACUCCCCCGCCUUCUCCCCGCCCUUCAUUCUGCCCCUCAACCUCUCCAUGAAGGUUGGCGUCUGCAUUCUGAGCCUGGCGUUUUUGCUGGGCUUCCCCGGGAACCUGUUUGUGGUGUGGUCGGUGCUGUGCCGAGUGAGGAAUCGCUCCGUCACCUGCCUGCUGGUGCUGAACCUGGCGGCCGCCGACGCCUUCGUGCUGCUCAGCGCCCCCUUUUUCCUGCGCUACCUCGCCGGGGGGCGAGGCUGGGAGUUUGGCUCAGCGGCGUGCAAACUGGUGCACUACCUGUCCAGCGUGAACAUGUACGUGUCCAUCUACAUCAUCUGCCUGAUGAGCAUGGACCGCUGGCUGGCCGUCACCAGGCCCUUCCUGUCUCAGAGGAUGAGAACAAAGCGCUCCCUGCUGUUUCUCCUGCUGGGGGUCUGGGUGCUGGCCUUCAUCCUGUCUCUGCCCAUGCUCUUCUAUCGCAGUAACAUAAAGUUCCGACCCAACAUCACUUUGACCUUAUGUAGACCAUUCCACUUCAACAGCAUGGGCCACAAAGUCUUCCAAUACCUGUUUGAGACCGUCAUGGGCUGCCUGGUGCCGUUCUCCCUCGUCAGCUCCUGUUACACCUCAGUCAUAUGUCGACUCCAGAGUGCCAAGUUCCAGCGCAGGGGGCAAAGUAGCCGCCUGAUCCUGAUGAUCAUCUGUGCUUUUGCAGUAUUCUGGCUGCCUUAUCACAUUGUCAAUAUCAUUGAGGUGGCCGGUCUCUUACAGAGCAGUGACCCGGUGAUCGGGGCUGCCCGAACUGCCCGGCCCAACGUCACUGCGUUCGCCUACUUCAGCAGCGCCGUCAACCCGAUCCUCUACGUGUUCGCCGGCAGCUCCCACAUCCGCCAGGCCGGACUCAGCUUCAUGGGCAAGCUCUUCGAGGCCACCAACUCUGAGAGCAGGUCCACGUCCACCUUCACCCGCGGUAGCUCCUCAAAGGACGAGAGGACCACCCUGCAGACACUGUCGGUUAAAUUUGGGAAGCCCUUUGCAGGAAAGAGCAAGGACAGGAGUGAAGCGGUCAAAGAACCUGAACUCAAGAUGCUGGAAACUGUUGAAUAGCCGGGGAAAGCUGAUUUACAUGGACCAUGUUUCAAAAUCUAUGGACCCUGAUAAAGACUUAUUAAUUAUUAUUAUUUCUGAGACCAUACUUUCAUUGCGCUUUGUUGUAUUGGUUUAAAACUGAACAGGAAACAGCACUGAAAAAUGUAAACAGCUAAGCGGGGUGUGAUGGGUGUGAUACCGUUGAUGCUAUAUUAUAUGCUAUAUUAUAUAUAAAUGAAAAUAGAUAUAGAUGUGCUUUUUAUGUGUUGAAAUGUAAUAAAUUAUUCAAUAUAGUAAGCACACAUUUUAACAGAGAAGCAGUUUGCAAAAUAAAUCAAGUUUUUAGUUAAAA
This is a messenger RNA of Menidia menidia (Atlantic silverside), 2596 nucleotides long. NCBI's taxonomy places the organism in Eukaryota, Metazoa, Chordata, Actinopteri, Atheriniformes, Atherinopsidae. The record is from the annotation of a GenBank genome assembly.